GUCUCGUCUGCCCAGUUGUCUCCAGUAGACGCAGUGAGGCUGGUGUCUGUCGCUCUUUACUUACUUUAGUUUCUUUAUUUUAUUUAACCUGUUUCGGUUAUUAUUAGUAUCUUCUGGUGGGAACUAUGGCUUCUUCAGAUGUUGCUCGGCAACCGUCUCUUCCUCAGGAUAAAGGAGUCCGGCCCCUGGGUCUGGCCGGCCAUGUGGGCUUCGACAGCCUCCCAGAUCAGCUGGUCAACAAGUCCAUAUGUCAGGGCUUCUGCUUCAAUAUUCUCUGCAUCGGUGAAACUGGUAUCGGUAAGUCCACCCUGAUGGACACUCUGUUUAACACCAACUUUGAGAACUUUGAGUCGUCCCACUUUGAGCCUCAGGUGAAGCUGCGGGCUCAAACCUACGACCUGCAGGAGAGCAACGUGCGGCUACGCCUCACUGUGGUCAACACGGUGGGCUUCGGGGACCAGAUGAACAAACAGGAGAGCUACCAGCCGGUGGUGGACUACAUCGACAGGCAGUUUGAGAGUUAUCUCCAGGAGGAGCUGAAGAUCAAACGCUCUCUUCACAACUACCACGACUCUCGAGUCCACGCCUGCCUUUACUUCAUCUCCCCCUCAGGUCACUCUCUCAAGUCUCUGGACCUGGUCACCAUGAAGAAACUAGACAGCAAGGUGAACAUCAUCCCAGUGAUCGCCAAAGCCGACACCAUCAGUAAGAGCGAGCUGCACAAGUUCAAGAUCAAAAUCAUGAGCGAGCUGGUGAGCAAUGGCGUCCAGAUCUACCAGUUCCCCCUCGACGACGAGACCGUCGCUAAGGUCAACACCACCAUGAACGGUCACUUACCGUUUGCUGUAGUCGGCAGCACUGAGGAAGUCUCCGUUGGCAACAAGAUGGUGAAAGCUCGUCAGUAUCCCUGGGGCGUAGUACAAGUGGAGAACGAGAGUCACUGUGACUUUGUGAAGCUGAGGGAGAUGCUGAUCUGUGUGAACAUGGAGGACCUGAGAGAGCAGACACACACUCGCCACUACGAGCUCUACAGACGCUGCAAACUGGAGGAGAUGGGCUUCAAAGACACCGACCCAGAGUGUAAACCAGUCAGCUUGCAGCAGACCUAUGAGGCCAAGCGUCAGGAGUUCCUGGUGGAGCUGCAGAAGAGAGAAGACGAGAUGAGGCAGAUGUUUGUUCAGAGGGUGAAGGAGAAGGAGUCGGAGCUGAAGGAGGCCGAGAGGGAGCUGCAGAGUCGUUUUGAGCAGCUGAAGCGUCUCCACGCAGACGAGAAAGCAGCUCUGGAGGAGAAGAAGAGGCUCCUGGACGACGACCAGAGCUCCUUCGGGAAGAGACGAGCCGCCGCCCAGCUGCUGCAGGCCCAGAGCCUCACCGCCAACGGCAAGAAGGACAAGGACCGCAAGAACUCCGGCUUCAUGUGAAGACACUGGGGAUCUAAAGUCCACUCCAGUAUGACCAGUAUAACCAGUGACAUUCUGGCCAGUCAGACACUAACCAGAGAACACACACACACAAACCAGCAGCGUACGUGUGUGUGUGUGUGUGAGUUUGUGCCAAAGUUUACUGACUGUCCCAUGAACCUGAGUCUGUUCCCCCGACUCUAUUUUUAAUCUUCUCUGUGGGUUUUUUACCUCUGUGUAAUAUUUUAUAUUUAUCCUUUCCACUUUUAUAUAAAAACACUAUUUUUUCUUUUUUUUUGUUUUGUUUCCCUGUUCCCAGUGAGUGUUUAUCCUCACUAGAUGCUCAACACUGAUCACAGGAUUUAAACAGGAUCUAGACACUAAACAGUAACUCUUUAUUGAAAGGGAAUUAUUCAUUUACUUAUAACCCUUUGAUGCACAACAUGGUCUAAAGUGACCCGAUAUGAGUUUUUAUAUUCUAUAUCUUUGCAAUAAAUAUUUUUCAUCA
Messenger RNA from Centropristis striata (black sea bass), 1908 nucleotides. It is a transcript of the gene septin10, whose product is annotated as septin 10. Lineage: Eukaryota; Metazoa; Chordata; Actinopteri; Perciformes; Serranidae. Gene Ontology annotation, molecular function: GTPase activity; GTP binding; molecular adaptor activity. Bases 126 to 1421 code for a protein of 431 amino acids. Gene Ontology annotation, biological process: cytoskeleton-dependent cytokinesis. Gene Ontology annotation, cellular component: septin complex; microtubule cytoskeleton; cell division site. The record is from RefSeq and is a predicted model, not a curated record. The transcript has 10 exons.